UGUGAUUUACGCUUAUGAAGGUAGUAGUUCAAAUAUACCAGUCGUUCAGUUAUCCAAUUUUUUUUUCCAAUACUUUAAUGAAAUCAACCAUUGACAGUUUAUAUUCAAGUUAAUGAUCUUGUAAAAUUGGUUUUCAGAUAAUAUGAAUCUGGUCUGUUGUUUGAUCUGUCGCCAACAAAUGCAGACUUUGAAAUCAUUGACUGCUCAUUAUCUCAAGGAUCAUUCCAAAUUCAAAAUAGUGAAACAACUUUUGAAAGUAAGUUUAUCACGAGGGACUCCACUAAUAACCAAGCAUCGAAACACAGGCAAUUUAAGCAAGAGUCCAAAGAAAAUUCGUAAAAAAAUUCAACUUGGUUCAAAUUCUCUUCAUACAGAAACUCUAUAUUUAACUGACAAUAUACGUAUUCUUUGCGGCCAAAAUGAAAUAAUAAUUGGAGACACUAAAAGUAACAUUGAUAUGGAGUUUUCUUUUGAUGAAUAUAGCAAAGAAUACUCUGUACCUUCGAUUGAUGAUGAAGGAAACAUUGCAACAAGUGAUUGUGAUGCUGAAGUUUUACCCAGCGCAAAGUAUAAAGAACGAUGUUUAACUUCUACUUCUUCAGAAGAAAGUGCUGCAAAUUCAAAAAAUUUUAAAAAGAAAAUGAAACGUAAGAAAGUCAUCAGAAGCAAAAUGAGUCAUUAUUGCAUUGAUAUUUCAAAAAUGCAAGACUUGCAAUCUUUGGAUGAAAAAAAUGGAUACUUUUAUACAUGCCACUGUAGAAAAAAAUCCUUUAAAAAACAUGAUAUUUCACAGAAAACUGAUUUAAGGAUAAUAACUUCUGAUACAGAGUCUUGUUCAGAUACCAGCAAAAAUUCCAUUAUGCCUAUUAUUGAUACAAAAAUAUUUUGUAGUAAAUGUGGUAGUGGUUAUAAAACAGAAACAGAACUUGAAAAUCACAUGUACGUUCAUGAAUCUUUCUGUCGUUUGUGUAAUAUAUCCUUUCCUUGUGAAUUCAGUUUCAAACAGCACAUGCAACUACAUAUUUUCCGAAUUUUUGUUUGUCACAUUUGUUUUACUGAAUGUCCAUCCAGAGAAAUGCUUCUCAGACACUUCGAUUUUCAUAUGGAAGACCAUACUUUUGAAACAGUUAUAGAUAUGGAAGAGGAUUACAAAACUUACAGAUAUAAUUUUAUGAACAAAAGUUACCAUUGUAGUAUAAAUAACAUUAUUUGUUUUUUAAGUGAUCGAUCUGAUUUCUAUUAUUGUAGUUAUAAAUUAUCGAAAUGUGUUUGCAGUAUUUGUCACAAGGAGGUCCAUUUGUAUGACUAUGAGCGUCACAUACAACUUUGUCAUAGUAAUUAGCUUUUCGAUUUCCUAAAUAUACUCUUGUCAUUUACUGAAUUAUCACAUGAUAAAAACUCAAUAAUCAGGAUAAUUAUUGUGAUUUCAAUUUUACAAUACUUUGUCUUUCAAUUGAUGAAAUACAAUUCAAUAUUCAGUAUUUGAAUACAUAUAUUGAUUACAAUGUAUAUAAAUGAUAAAUGAUUGAAGGCUAGGUAACAUUUAGAGAGUUUAACAGUGAUUAAAUGCACUGAAUCUAUUGAAAACACGUUCCCAACAGCAGAACAAAAAUUACGGCUUCUCGGCGCGCGUUUUGUUAACCAAGUUAGUGUACUCAGGGGAUCAUUGUGGCUAAAAUUUCACUACUAUGUUAGUGUUUUUAUAUGCUAGUGGCCUAACUACUACCUGUUAGCAUUACCUAGCUACAUCGGUUAGUAUUACCUAACUACUACCUGUUAUUGAAACUAUGCUGUACAACCUUUUUUUAUACCUCUAAUUUCUUAUGUAUUUCCUCCAUUUCAGUGAAUUUCUCCAAUAUUUAUCUGUUUUUAUAAUUUAGAAUUAUGACGUAUAAGACCAAACAAAGGUCUGUUCGAAAUAGGACCUUUGUCGUUAUUCAUAGAAUUCGUUCCUCACUUUUCGAUUUCCAAGCUUUGGAAGGCAUCCAAAACCUGUUGUCAUGUACUUUUCUCAACAUUUUAAACAUUUCCCACUUAUUCUAUGGUCGUUCGCUAUGGCAUGUUGAGCGAUGCUAGAUUUCUCCAGUCUAUGAAACCGAACAUGCGAAACAUUAUAGCGAGCUAAUAUAGUCCGUUUGGUUUGAACAACAUAUUUCUUAUCAUUAUCCUCGCAGCUGAUUUCGUGAAUCCCAUACGAAUUAAAUAUUUUUUCAGAAACCCCAAGGAAUCUCUAUACUUAAUACUAAUAUUGUAAACUUGUCCUUAUUCAGCGUAAUUGUUCAAAAUUAAUUCCCAGAAAUCAGUUCCGAUGAGUCAGCAUGACAAAACAAGAGAAUUUAAUGUUCAUUUUCAAUACAAGUAACUAGAAACAUUUCUUUUUGAAAUUUUUAGUUUCAAUUUCUGAAUCGAGUUUUCAAUUAUAUGGUGCAGGUCAAAGUUGUUCAUUGUUUUUUGAAAAUCAUUUUUAUUGUAUUACUAUAUUAUUCCUUUCAGUUCCUUAUCUACCCCAUCGAAGGUGCCUUAUGUUCAUUUAUAAGAAGUAAAUAUGCUUUAUUUUUUUAUUUUUUUUUAAUAUUGAUAAAGUUGUUCAUUAUUUUUUGAAAAUCAUUUUUAUUGUAUUACUAUAUUAUUUUAUUCAGUUACUUAUCUACCCCACCGAAGGUGCCUUAAGUUUAUUUAUAAGAAGUAAAUACGUUGUAUUUCUCAAAUUUUUUUUUUUUUUCAAAUCUUGAUGAAGAUAAUAUAAUGUUGUUUUUC
This is a messenger RNA of Leptinotarsa decemlineata (Colorado potato beetle), 2757 nucleotides long. RefSeq lists its product as uncharacterized. The record is from RefSeq and is a predicted model, not a curated record. Lineage: Eukaryota; Metazoa; Arthropoda; Insecta; Coleoptera; Chrysomelidae.